AUGUCGACCUACAACGAUCCUCCCUUCGGCGCCCCACUUCUCUCACAUUUCCCUUUCCCUUCCAACUAUCUCAACAUCAACCACGGCUCGUUCGGCGCCUAUCCGAUCGCAAUCCGAGAUGCCCUACGGGAAUAUCAGCGACAGACUGAUGCAGAACCGGACAACUUCAUCCGCUACAAGCUUCCGGACCUGAUCGAUGAAUCCCGCAGCGCAGUUGCGGAGCUGAUCAAUGCCGAUGUCGAUAAUGUGGUUCUCAUCCCUAAUGCUUCGACGGGCGUCAACACCGUCUUGCGCAAUCUUGCCUACAAACCGGGUGACAAGAUUGUGUAUCUGAGUACGACGUAUGCGGCCUGCGAGAAGGCGGUUAUCCAUCUCGUGGAUAAUUAUGUCCCGGAAGGUGCCGUGGAGGGCAUCAAAGUGGAAGUCGAGUAUCCGGUGUCGAACGAUGAGAUCCUGCGCCGGUUUGAGGACGCAAUUUCUCAGAAGGGAGUGCGCAUUGCUUUGUUCGACACCAUCUCAAGUCUUCCAGCUCUUCGGUUGCCGUUUCGGAAGAUGGUUUCCCUGUGUAAGAAGUACAAUGUCCUCAGUCUGAUUGACGGUGCUCAUUCCGUGGGAGCGAUCGAAGUCGAUAUGCGUCACUUGGAUGCCGAUUUCUUCAUUAGUAAUCUGCACAAAUGGCUAUACACCCCUCGCUCCUGCGCAGUCUUCCAUGUCCCUGCGCGAAACCAUCACCUAAUCAAAACAUCAUUCCCUACAUCCCACGGCUACCAGCCCGAAGAACGUCCAGGACGACCAAAAAUCUUCAAUCCUCUCCCACCAAGCUCCAAGUCUGCAUUUGCGCAGCUAUUCGACUUUGUCGGAACAAUGGAUUAUGCGCCAUUCUUAUGUGUCCCCGAAGCCAUCAAAUUUCGCAAAGAGAUUUGCGGUGGAGAGCAGAAGCUUUUACAAUAUAUUACAACUCUUGCAAAUCAGGGAGGGGACCGUGUGGCCAGUAUCCUGGGCACCGAAGUUCUAGGUGAUGAUGAGCAAAGAAAGUCUCCUAUGGUCAUGGUUCGAUUACCUCUAACGUUCACCGCGGACGAUAUCCAGCAAGGCAAACAGCAUUUACUCCGUGAGCAGAUUGAGAGAGAAAUCUCAGAAAAGCAUGGAACCUGGAUCCCAUUAAUCUAUCAUGGAGGACACCUAUUUGCUCGACUCAGUGGACAGGUAUAUCUGACCUUGGAUGACUUUGAGAAGGCCGGUCAUAUUCUGUCUAAAGUUUGCAAAGCGCAACAAAGGUCCAAGUUGUAG
Talaromyces amestolkiae is the source of this 1290-nucleotide messenger RNA. RefSeq lists its product as uncharacterized. The record is from RefSeq and is a predicted model, not a curated record. NCBI's taxonomy places the organism in Eukaryota, Fungi, Ascomycota, Eurotiomycetes, Eurotiales, Trichocomaceae. The transcript is spliced from 2 exons. The coding region runs from base 1 to 1290 and encodes 429 amino acids.